AUCCUUCUCUCCAUCUUUAUUAUCAUUCUAGUUUAUAUUUCAACAUGGUAUCAAAGCCUUCCAUUUCAUGUAGCUUUUCCUUUGAGAUUUCAGUUUAGUUUGUCAUUAUCUCUAUCUCAAUUUAGUUUUCAAACUGUGUUCUUUAUUCAAGAAAUUGAUUUCAGUCCACAGUCUUCAAGAACCUCUGAUCUCAGACUUUUCCCAGAACCUUUUUCCAUAACUUCUUCCCAGAACAUCUUUCCAGAACCUCCCAUCUCAGAAGCCGGCAAGCCUUUUCACACUCUGGUUCACCCCCCUCAUCCUCCGGUUCGGCUGCCGCCGUCGACCAACCACCCGGAGUCCGCACGCCCAAAUCACCUUGCGUGAGUUACACGCGCCAUCGGAAGCUCCCGCAGCCAACACACGCGCCGGCGCGUGACGCCGUGUUUCUGGCCGGAGAUUCUAACGGCGAGCAUAGUCAGAUUCGCCGGAGGGUCCUGUAGCAAUAUCCAGGUAUAGAUAGAAGGAGGGUUGGGUCUUGGCUGGCAUCGGAAAUCUGCGUUAUCUUGCGGACAUACGCACUGUUUUCGUCUGGUUGUUAUUCAGUGGGGAUUUGCAUAGGAAUUCUGUCUGGAGUAGCAGUCAACGGCCCAAGCAAAUUGGAUAUUCUAUUCUCCAAAGUUUAGUCCACAAAUGGGAAAGGCUUAUGCGAGUAUGCUAAAUUUAUUUGCUACCAAGAAUCUCUAAAGCAUUCCUCUAUCCCUAUCUCGGUAGUCGCAAAUUCAGGUAUUUCAAACACAUGUCUUGUUUCAUCAUCCUCGAAAUGGGUCAUUGACUCGGGUGCCACAGAUCAUAUGACUGGUAAUCCUAGUCUAUUCUCAUCAUUUCACUCGCAUUUACCUACUUCCAGUGUCACUUUAGCUGACGGGUCUACCUCACCCGUUCUUGGAUCCGGUACUGUUGUACCAACUUCUACAUUACCAUUAUCGUCUGUUUUGAGUCUUCCUAAUUUUUCGUUUAAUCUGCUUUCUAUCAGUAAAAUCACACGUACUCUUAAUUGUUCUGUAACAUUUUUUCCGGGAUAUUGUGUGUUUCAGGAUCUGUUAACGAAGCAGACUAUUGGUAAAGGACAUGAGUCGGCUGGUCUUUAUAUUUUGGAUACAUCAAUCACAAAAGGUAUCUCUUGUCUUGGGGUUGGAAAUCUAUUAGAAGCUCAUUACCGAUUAGGACAUCCAUCUCUCCCACUAAUGAAGCAAAUACAUCCUCAGUUUAAUAAGGUGUCAUCUAUACAAUGUGAGUCGUGUGAGUUUGCAAAACAUCAUCGCACUAGUUUAAGUCCCCGACUUAAUAAACGAGCAAAUGCUCCGUUUGAUCUUGUCCAUACCGAUGUUUGGGGGGCAUGUCCAGUCGUGUCCAAAUCUGGUUUCAAAUAUUUUGUUACUUUUGUUGACGAUUAUUCUCGUAUGACAUGGUUGUACUUCAUGAAGCGUCGGUCCGAGUUAUUUACUCAUUUCUCUGCAUUUUGUGCUGAAAUUAAAACUCAAUUUAAUGUUCCUGUUCGUGUGUUAAGGGGAGACAAUGCCCAAGAAUAUCUAUCUGCUCCAUUUAAAUCUUUUAUGCUUCAACAUGGCAUUAUUCAUCAAACUUCAUGCGUAGACACACCUCCUCAAAAUGGAGUUGCUGAAAGAAAGAAUCGACAUCUGUUAGAAACUGCAAGGGCUUUUCUAUUCCAAAUGAAUGUGCCUAAACAGUUUUGGGCUGAUGCGGUGUCUACUUCAUGUUUUUUGAUCAAUCGUAUGCCAUCUUCUGUUUUGGAUGGUAAAGCUCCUUAUCAAUGCCUUUUUCCAAAUAAAGAACUUUUUCCCAUUCCACCUAAAAUAUUUGGUUGCACUUGUUUUGUUAGAGAUGUUAACCCUCAUCGCACGAAGUUGGAUCCCAAAUCAUUGAAAUGUAUUUUCUUAGGUUAUUCUCGAGUUCAAAAGGGGUAUAGAUGUUUUUGUCCAAGUACAGGUCGAUACCUUAUUUCUAUUGAUGUCUCAUUUCAUGAAAAUACACCUUUGUCAUCAUCCAAGACAGAUAUUCAUGAGGACAAUGAUGACAUACUCAUUUACACAAUUACUAUACCUGAGGCCACACCUUCAGUAACUAUACCGAAUGUUACUGUUCCUGACCCUAGACCUCCAGUACACUUGGUUUACACCCGUCGACACAAAGCACCAGAUCACUCUCCACCUGUGACACCUGUGAUUACUUAUCCUGAUACUGAUCUGACUUCGAUCUCAUGUCCUGAACCAGUACCUGCAUCUUCAGAUCUUGUCUCUACAUCAGAUCUUGACCUCCCGAUAGCACUACGUAAAGGUACACGGGCUUGUACUCAUCCUAUUUCUUCAUUUGUGUCAUAUAGUCGGCUAUCCUCUGCCUCGUGUUCUUUUAUUGCUUCCAUUGAUUCUAUUUCUGUUCCCAAAUCUGUCAAAGAAGCUUUGUCUCAUCCUGAAUGGCGUCAUGCCAUGGUAGAGGAAAUGAAUGCUUUGGAUCUUAAUGGUACUUGGGAUUUGGUAGACUUGCCUACAGGGAAGAAGUCUAUUGGAUGUAAGUGGGUCUUUGCUGUUAAGGUUAACCCAGAUGGUUCUGUAGCUCGAUUGAAAGCUCGAUUAGUUGCGAAGGGUUAUGCUCAAACCUAUGGUGUUGACUAUUCUGACACUUUUUCUCCUGUUGCUAAAUUAACAUCUGUCAGGUUACUUAUUUCACUCGCCGCAACUCAUGAUUGGCAGUUACAUCAGUUGGACAUUAAAAAUGCAUUCUUGCAUGGUGACCUUCAAGAGGAAGUUUAUAUUGAGCAACCUCCGGGAUUUGUUGCUCAGGGGGAGUAUGGGAAAGUUUGUCGACUUCGCAAAUCUCUUUAUGGUUUGAAACAGAGUCCUCGUGCAUGGUUUGGAAAAUUCAGUCAAUCUAUUGAACAGUUUGGAAUGAUAAAAGGUCAAUCAGAUCACUCUGUCUUUUACAAAAGAACGGAAGCAGGUAUCACAUUGCUUGUGGUGUAUGUCGAUGAUAUUGUGAUUACAGGAAGUGAUACUGCAGGUAUUUUGGCCCUUAAGAAUUUUCUUCAUAGCCAAUUCCAAACAAAAGACCUAGGCUCGUUGAAAUACUUUCUGGGUAUUGAGGUAACACGGAGUAAGAAAGGUAUAUUUCUAUCUCAGCGUAAAUAUGUACUUGAUUUACUAGCUGAAACAGGAAAAAUGGGAGCAAAGCCAAGCACGACUCCCAUGGUUCCCAAUGUGCAACUCACCCGAGAAGGCAUACCAUUCGAAGACCCAGAAAGGUACAGAAGAUUGGUUGGAAAGCUUAAUUAUCUUGCAGUCACCCGUCCAGACAUUGCUUACUCUGUGAGCGUUGUGAGUCAAUAUAUGUCAUCUCCGACCAUUGAUCAUUGGGCUGCUGUAGAACAUAUAUUAUGUUACUUGAAAGGAGCACCAGGACGCGGGAUUGUCUAUCAAAAUCAUGAUCACUUGAGAAUAGAAUGUUUUGCAGAUGCUGACUGGGCCGGAUCUAAAGAUGAUCGAAGAUCUACCUCGGGCUAUUGUGUCUUUGUUGGAGGGAACCUAGUAUCCUGGAAGAGUAAGAAACAGAGUGUGGUUUCUCGUUCGAGUGCUGAAUCAGAAUAUCGAGCUAUGGCGCAAUCUGCUUGUGAGAUCAUGUGGAUAGGCCAUUUAUUAAGUGAAAUCGGAUUGAAGACACCAAUGCCUGCUAAAUUGUGGUGUGAUAAUCAAGCUGCCAUACACAUUGCCAACAACCCAGUAUUUCAUGAGAGAACAAAUCAUAUUGAGGUUGAUUGUCAUUUUAUUCGAGAGAAGAUACAGAAAGGAUUGAUCUCUACGGGAUAUGUGAAGACUGGAGAACAACUUGGAGAUUUGUUCACUAAAGCACUAAAUGGGAUCCGAGUUGGUUACUUAUGUAACAAGUUGGGCAUGAUAAAUAUCUAUGCUCCAACUUGAGGGGGAGUGUGAAAGAUAUAGAAUAUACUUUAGAAUAUUAGAAUAUACUUCAGAAUAUUCUAGGAAUAUACUUUAGGAUAUAUUAUUGUAUAGAAUCUUAUAUAGGAAUAUUCUAUUUGUAAUGUAUAUUUAUAGGGACUUUCACAACUAAUGAAAUACACAGAAAAUCCUUCUCUCCAUCUUUAUUAUCAUUCUAGUUUAUAUUUCAACAAUAAUUGUGAUAUUAUAGGUGUAUUAUUUUUUAUAUUUGAUGAUUA
Cuscuta epithymum is the source of this 4228-nucleotide messenger RNA. The record is from the annotation of a GenBank genome assembly. NCBI's taxonomy places the organism in Eukaryota, Viridiplantae, Streptophyta, Magnoliopsida, Solanales, Convolvulaceae.